UAUCCAGAUGGAUGCCCAUUUUAUUUGGAUUGUUUUCAUGGUAACGUCCGGUUGGUUGAGGGACAGUCAAGCUGAUUUUUGUACCCCAUCAUCAGUUUCGACUUACGAUUGCGUCUUUCCAGACGGAUUUGAGAAACAGGCUCGCUUUGAUUCAUGCAACCGAACCAAUACGUGUCUCAACCCAUUAUUGCCUACUGUGGCAACCGGGGAAUGCAACGGCGUAACGACACAGAUAUGCUCAGUGGUCCGAGCGCCAAAUGAUCCACCGCUGAAAGACGUAUGUUCAAGUUCUCCCUGCAAAAACGGCGGAAAAUGCAUAUCUCAACGAGAGGGCGUCCUGUGCUGUUACUGUAACCCAGCAACGCCUCCGGAUUCCGGCCAGGCUUGUUAUGACCCUGCGAUAAUAAAUGUCUCGUCCAGAACACCCUGUGCUGCAGAUGACGGUGCACCACCAACGAUAGAUAGUUGCAACGAUGUGAGGACGAAUAAAGUUGUAGUGAGCGAUAUCAUCUCAGACCUUGACGUCACAGCUACCGAUAACGUUAUGAACUCCUUGCCCAUACAUUGCAUAGAGACUAGUGGUGCAUUACAUCUUACAAGCAACGAGACCACUUUCAACUGCACAGCAACUGAUACGGCUGGAGGAGAGACUACCUGUACAUUCAACGUUGUCUUUGAUCAACAAGCACCUGUGAUCGACAAUUGUCCUUCGGAUGUAAGGACCAACAACGCUCAGGCAAGCUGGACACCAGAUCCUACAGCUACCGACGAUGAUGGGACCAAUCUUGAAGUUAACUGCAUUCCAGCCGCUGGUAGUUCAUUUCCAGUGGAUGCAACUACAAAUGUUGUUUGCAAUGCGAGUGAUGCUGCUGGAAAUGAGGCCAUCUGCACUUUUAAUGUAACUAUAGCGGAGUCGAUCACGUGCCCUACCGACUAUUGCCAAAAUGGCGGGGAAUGUCUGCGGGAAGGAGCAGUGCCAAGGGUCCAGUUCUCCUGCAAUUGUUCUGCUGGAUUCACCGGUGAUGUUUGCCAGACAUCAAUAAAAGGUACUCCCCUUGCCGCCAUUCUGAUCCCGGUAAUAGCUCUCGUCUGCCUACUUGUGAUAAUUGGGGUCUGCACGAUGACAAAAGCUGGGUACAGACACUCGAAGCAACCCGCGGCACCCCCGGAACUAAACCUGAUGGAGUAUGACACAGGGGAGCGUCUGUACCGCACAUAUCACGGCAGGUCUACUCACGAGUUACGGUUCUCUCAUCUCGGCGGACGACUGGCGGUCAAUCAUCUCGCUUACAUCAAUCGACAGGAGAAUUUUUAAGCGCGUGUUCCCAUCCAAACAAUGUUCUCUUAUGCUAUGUCACAGGAGAGAUUAGUAGAAUCCACUGAAUUAUUGGCAGAGGGUUUGACAUGGGCGUCGCCAGGAUUUUUUCUAGAGGGGGG
This is a messenger RNA of Patiria miniata (bat star), 1437 nucleotides long. RefSeq names its product extracellular matrix protein A-like. Lineage: Eukaryota; Metazoa; Echinodermata; Asteroidea; Valvatida; Asterinidae. The record is from RefSeq and is a predicted model, not a curated record. Bases 8 to 1315 code for a protein of 435 amino acids. The transcript has 9 exons.